Messenger RNA from Penicillium arizonense, 129 nucleotides. RefSeq lists its product as uncharacterized. Lineage: Eukaryota; Fungi; Ascomycota; Eurotiomycetes; Eurotiales; Aspergillaceae. The transcript is spliced from 2 exons. Bases 1 to 129 code for a protein of 42 amino acids. The record is from RefSeq and is a predicted model, not a curated record.
AUGUCUGCUGGGUCCCUGGGUGCCAACGCAGUUUCUCGCGGCGCGACAACCUCAAUGCCCACUAUAAAACGCAUGGCAAACGUGGGGGUCGCAAUCGGCUGGCCACUUGACCAUGCUCGCCAUGACUGA